CCUCAAUUUAUUGUCUGCUAAUGUACUUGAUCAAGAAGGUUACAAGCAUACUUUUGGUGAGGGUAAAUGGAAAUUGUCAAAGGGUUCUUUGACUGUUGCUCGUGGCAAGCUUUGUUGCACCUUGUAUAAGACACACUUGAAAGUGUGUACUAGUGAGUUGAAUGCUGUUGAGGAGAAAACUUCUCCUAACUUAUGGCAUCGCAGAUUGGGCCAUGUUAGUGAGAAGGGCAUAAAGCUGUUGGCUGGUAAGUCUCUUAUUCCUGCUGAUGUUACCAUUUCACUUGACCCUUGUGUUUGGAUGCAAGGCCUUCAUGCAUGUGCCGAAGGAACAUAGAUUGAAGCUUGACUUCAAGACUUCUCCUUGUGUGUUUGUUGGAUAUGGUGAUGAAGAGUUUGGUUACAGACUUUAUGAUCCAGCAAAGAAAAGAGUCGUGAGGAGUAGAGAUGUUGUAUUUUACGAGCACGAGAUGGGUUUUCAUCUCUUAGGUGCUGGUAAUACUUAUUAUCCUGAUUUAUCUCAUGAUGCUAUUGAUAUGUCUCAUGUUUUUGUUCCAGAUGUUCAACAAACAGGUGAUGCUCCCGAUGAUGGUCAUGAAAAUACUCAUGAACAUGACCGUAUUGAAGAGGUACAACCAGAGAUUGUGCCACAACCUGAUGAUGAAGCUGUUGAAACAGAAAGUGGAGAGUUUUCUAAUCAGGAGGAGCAAAACAGCCCACAGGUGGAAGAGCCAAUAUUGAGAAGGUCAACCCGAGUUCGACAACCUUCAAGACUUUAUCCAAGUUCAGAAUAUAUCCUACUCACUGAUGAGGGGGAGCCUGAAAGCCUUAAAGAGGUCUUGUCACAUCCAGACAAAGACCAUUGGCUGAAGGCUAUGCAAGAGGAGAUGAAUUCUUUGAAGAAGAAUCAAACAUAUGACUUGGUGAAGCGAGAGUAAAAAAAGGGCUGGGCAGUAGAGGACUUACGGACAGAGCAGAAAAAAAAAUAUCAGAAUUGAGAGAGGAAAGGUGCUGGUGCAGAAUUUACAGACCAGCCGCACAAAUUCGAUCAUCGCCGGAGAUCCAGCCGUUGGAUUGAGCUGAAAUUUUCAGAGGUUGUUCCCAACACUUAGGGCUUCAAUCUGUUCAAUUUUCACAUCAAUCGGAGCUACGGAUCUUUUGUAAUCGCAGCGGGUGCGACGCUGCGUUUUUGGGUGAUAAUCCUGAUUUUCCUUCUCUAUUGUUGAUGCCUCUUAUGUAUGUUGUUGUUGAUGGGCUGUGACAUCCUUGUAGACUGAGUUUGGGUGUUUUUACCCUCAAUUUGCAUAAUAAGAGAAGAAGAGGGCGGACUCCCUAUAAGUCCCGUGGUUUUUAUCCUUCACAUCGAAGGGGUUUUCCACGUAUAAAAAUCGAGUGUCGUUUGCAUCUUUGUUCUUCAUAUUUGGUUGUGGUUUAUUUGAUGUGUUGCUGAUUUUAUGUGCUUGGUUAAUCAAUAGUGGUGAAUUGGGUUAAGUGUUUGGUUGGUUGUCUUGAAGUUGAUCCUUGUAGGUGGUGCAUCCUACUUG
Cuscuta campestris is the source of this 1541-nucleotide messenger RNA. The record is from the annotation of a GenBank genome assembly. NCBI's taxonomy places the organism in Eukaryota, Viridiplantae, Streptophyta, Magnoliopsida, Solanales, Convolvulaceae.